AUGGGCAACAAUGCCUCUCAGCUGGAGAAGGAGAUCGGCUACGACCAAUUUCCGGCGAAUGAACACUACUUCGGUCUGGUCAACUUCGGCAACACCUGCUACUGCAACUCCGUCCUCCAGGCGCUCUACUUCUGUCGGCCCUUUCGCGAGAAGGUGCUCGACUACAAGGCGAAGAGCAAGCGAAGCGGCUCCAGCGCCGGCAGCGGCUCCAAUGGAAGCUCCGGACUGGGCUCGGGCGGCGGCGGUGGUGGCAACAAGGAGACGCUGCUCACCUGUCUGGCCGACCUCUUCCACAGCAUCGCCACGCAGAAGAAGAAGACCGGGACGAUACCGCCGAAGAAGUUCAUCACCAGGCUACGAAAGGAGAACGAGGUCUUCGACAAUUACAUGCAGCAGGACGCACACGAGUUCCUCAACUACCUCCUCAACACCAUCGCCGACCUGCUGGUGGCGGAGAAGAAGGCGGAGGCGGCGAGGCAGCAGCAGCAGCAGCAACUAAAGGAGCAGUCAAAAGGAUCAGAGUCACCUCCUGAAGCGGAAAUAAAGACCUGGGUGCACGAUAUCUUCCAGGGGACGCUGACGAAUGAGACGCGCUGCCUAAACUGCGAGUCGCUCUCCUCCAAGGACGAGGACUUCCUCGACCUGAGCGUGGACGUCGACCAGAACACCUCCAUCACGCAGUGUCUGCGCGUCUUCUCCAACACCGAGACGCUGAGCUGCGAGCACAAGUACUACUGCGAGAACUGCUGCUCGAAGCAGGAGGCGCAGAAGCGGAUGCGCAUCAAGCGCCUCCCCAUGAUCCUCGCCCUCCACCUGAAGCGCUUCAAGUACACCGAGGCGCAGAACCGCCACACGAAGCUCUCCUACCGCGUCGUCUUUCCCCUCGAGCUGCGCAUCUUCAACAAGACCUCCAACGAGGAGACCAGCGACCGCCUCUACGACCUGGUCGCCGUGGUCAUCCACUGCGGCAGCGGCCCCAACCGCGGCCACUACAUCAGCAUCGUCAAGUCCUUUGGCUUCUGGCUGCUCUUCGACGACGACAUCGUCGAGAAGAUCGACCCCGCCAACAUUGAGGACUUCUACGGGCUGACGUCGGACACGCAGAAGACCAGCGAGUCAGGGUACAUUCUCUUCUACCAGUGUCGGGAGAGCUGA
Rhagoletis zephyria (snowberry fruit fly) is the source of this 1155-nucleotide messenger RNA. NCBI's taxonomy places the organism in Eukaryota, Metazoa, Arthropoda, Insecta, Diptera, Tephritidae. The record is from RefSeq and is a predicted model, not a curated record.